AACAAUAAACCCGUCACCAGAAACUGAAUAUCAAUACCGGCUUACUGCACCACACACCGCAGUAACCACACAGUAUUUGAGGAUUCAUCGUUCGCGACAGAAAGGAGCACCAUCUGCUGAGAGGCAAUUGAAAUUCAAUUGGAACCCCUUGCAAGCAGCUUUUCUAUCGAGCGCUUUCAGAAUGGUUAUAAAUCUGAAUCCAGCAACCCAAAUCGAUGCCUUUGGGCUCACCGUGGCCAGUGGGAGCGGUAACGGUGAAGGAAGCGGAGACGGAAAUGGUAACCAUAACUGGAACAAUAACGGCAACAAUAAUGCAAGCCACAUAUCUGGCAUCUCGAACAACAUGAUGGGCAUCUUCAACCAUGCCUUGAUCGGAGGGGCCAUGUACUUGCAUGUUAUCUAUGUCGGUGAGAUGAUCGACAAGUGGGUAACCCUCGAGGAAGCCAUGAACUUUUGCCAUGACGCGGUAAUUGCAUAUGUCCAGCUACAGCUGGAACUUUUCCAGAACUUGGCACUGGACUCGUUCGAGCCCAUCUAAUCGAUCAUGUGGUUUGCCAUUUAACCAUUGGCUUGGUUGUGAAAAUUCAUUGUAAUAGUUUUCAGAAUGAUACAAAUCAAAAUUAUUUGACUCUCAGCGGUCGCUUUCUGUUUUCGGAUUAACAAAAUUUCUACAAAAUAUAUCGAAUCUCGAAAAUUCUCUGUAAUGCACAAAGUUCAAUCACUUCAAGUACAGUAUUUUGGAAAGAUAAAUUCAUUAACGGUUGAUACACCAAAUAUAAAUGAAGACAUUAUGAAACAAAAUCCAGAAAUAAACGUUUAAGCUCGUGUUGAGAAAUUA
This is a messenger RNA of Drosophila persimilis, 838 nucleotides long. RefSeq lists its product as uncharacterized. The coding region runs from base 182 to 538 and encodes 118 amino acids. The record is from RefSeq and is a predicted model, not a curated record. The transcript has 2 exons. NCBI's taxonomy places the organism in Eukaryota, Metazoa, Arthropoda, Insecta, Diptera, Drosophilidae.